AUGCAUCAUAUGGGCCAACGAAAUGCACCUAUCGACGCAUUUCCUUUUUGCUCUUUUCCUUUCAAGAGCGAGCUUAUUUUCAUUGUGCCAUUGUUUACACCAUAUUUCAGCUGUUUCGUCAGAACAAUGAUGCCUCAGCCUACAGCGCCUCCUUUUGGAGCUGAUUUGCCUCCAUCUUAUGAAGUCUCAAAUACCGAUGCUCCUCCAUCAUAUGAUUCACUCUAUGGAGAAUUCAGACAGGUGGAAGAUCCAAAAGGAUUGUUUUCAUUUUUGGGACGAGCAUGGAAAACGAUCACUGGAACAGUGACUGCAAUGAUUGCGAUUGCUCUCCUUAACAUUUUCCCGAUAGUUAUGAUUAUCAUCGGAGCUGUGAAUAUAGAUAACUGUGAAUUGAAAACAAUUAUCCCGAAAUGGUUGAUCGUGACAGGCAGUGUUCAUCUCGUGAAAAGCGCAAUGACAUAUUACUUCAAAUUGAAGAAAAUCGAAAACCCUCCGAGUCUCGCCAAAUCCUUCGAAACACUCUUGAAUUUGUUCAGCACUAUUUGGUUCAUCCUUGGCAGUAUUUGGGUUUACACGAGUUUCGGGGAUUUCAAUGGGAAAAACUGUGAUCGUUUCAUGAUGUAUUUCAGUUUCGUUUUCGUCACAGCAACUUACGCGAUCGCGGCAUUAAUGUGUUGUUGUAUUUGUUGCUGUUGUUGUUGUAUUUGUUUCAAAAGAGCUCACGAUACAGUACCACCCGUU
Messenger RNA from Mesorhabditis belari, 741 nucleotides. Lineage: Eukaryota; Metazoa; Nematoda; Chromadorea; Rhabditida; Rhabditidae. The record is from the annotation of a GenBank genome assembly.